GGCAGGAACACGUGACUAUCGCAUAUGUAACAGCUCUCCAAAAGGAACAUCUAGCACAUGUUCUUAUCUCAGAGUCAUCACGUCGCCAUAACGUUCAAGUCGUCUCUCUUCUUACAACUAUCCGAAACAAUGAUCAACGUAUUUCUUCUAUCUCUGUUAGCGUUAGGUGCGCGUGGUCAGGUGCUCAGCUGUGACUGGGUUAGCAACCUGGACUGCACCACGUAUGUGUCCGUGCAGGAGUGCGGCACCAACGGCAUCACCUACGCAAACAGGUGUUACUUCGCAAAGGCGCAAUGCAAGGAUAGCUCUCUGCACAUCCUUCACGACGGCCCGUGCCUGCCCUCGGAGUCGAGCACCACGCCCCGCCCCGCGAGCGGCGUCGACGGCAACCAGGCGGUGCUAGACUUCUUCUGUACGGCCCUCAGCCACCAGAACUGUCCCACCGAGACGAACCAGGUGUGCGCGUCAGACAACUGGACAUACCAGAACUAUUGCGAGUUUGACAAGGAACGGUGCACACACCGGGACCUUGAAGUGCUCUACUUCGGGCCUUGCAAGAAACCCUAGGUCUCACGUACACAGCUUGGAAUGUAGCAGGCGCUAAAUAAACUGUAAAUAAGCGUA
Messenger RNA from Dreissena polymorpha, 624 nucleotides. RefSeq names its product follistatin-like. The record is from RefSeq and is a predicted model, not a curated record. Gene Ontology annotation, molecular function: protein binding. The coding region runs from base 58 to 567 and encodes 169 amino acids. Lineage: Eukaryota; Metazoa; Mollusca; Bivalvia; Myida; Dreissenidae. The transcript has 4 exons. Gene Ontology annotation, biological process: cell differentiation; multicellular organism development.